GCCAUUACCACGAGCCCAUCCUCCCCAAUUAAGGUGCCCCCUGCGGUGUAUGUUGGGGUUAUUAAACGUCCGCUCUUACGAUAUGAAUCUCAUACGAGCUGCUCAUAUUUCAAGAACUAACCUCAUAUUCAAUAGAACUUCACCUACUACUGAACAAUAUGUAACAGUACAAAGUAAGAACAGUGCCGGGUAACUGGCUAGGUACAGUAUCAAGUCUCAGGCAGUCCCACUGUGUUGUAAUGCCACACCAGGAAGAUCAAAGAAAGACGGGAAGGGGCUUACCUAUAACAAGCUGCAUUCUGACCCAGACUCUGUAUUGGGCUCAGAUGAGGAAGUGAAAUGAUUGCAUUUGUCUUUUGCUUCCUUGCUGGCAUUGGUCUGAGCAAAGUCUCUGGAGACUUCCUCAUAUGACUAAUAAGAGUACACACCGGUUCUGUCUCUCCAUGAGAUUGACGCUCUCUCACACACAUCAACAGGUUCUCCACCAGACAAGCAGGCUGAUUGAUGCUCCUUCUAACUGCCACCUACUGGAACUAGUUGAGGUUGCCUCACCUCACCCCCCCCCUGGCCUUCCUGCACCUGUCAGAUCUUCCAAAACUGAUGCUGUUGUUGUGGAAACCGUGAUGAAGUGAUAGAAAAAGGAGACGAGGAGGAUUCACCAACAGACAGAGUCCUGACAGGAGCCUGGAAGGAUACUACUACUAGACACUGACAGACCUGAGGCAGAGUGUGCCACACUGAGCUGAGGACCAGCAGCAUGGACCAGCAGAAUGGAAAAGUGGAGCGCUUCCUCAAGCUGGGCUACUCCAAUAGUGACAUUGUGCGUGUGCUAGAGAGCCUGCGUCAUGACGCCCAGACCAACGAAAUACUGGAGGAGCUGAUCAAGACCUGCCAAAUCACCACUACAACAACCACCACCACCCCAUCCAUACCAGCCAGCCGCUCAGCCCACUCCAGCCCACAGCUGGUCCCUCGAGGCUGCAGCUCUCCCCACCCCAGCCAGUCCCUACGGCCCAGCUCAGCUACAGACAGGGAUCCCACUUUGGGAUUCAGACCGGUGGUAAUUGAUGGAAGCAAUGUGGCCAUGAGCCAUGGCAACAAGCAAGUGUUUUCAUGCCGGGGGCUGUUGCUGGCAGUUAGGUGGUUCUUGGAGAGAGGUAUCCGUGACAUCACAGUGUUCGUGCCUCUGUGGAGAAAGGAGCAACCCCGUCCUGAGGCCCCCAUGACAGAUCAGCCCAUCCUCCAUGAGCUGGAGAAGAGAAAGAUCCUGGUGUACACCCCAUCACGCUGCGUCAACGGGAAGAGAGUGGUGUGUUACGACGACCGCUACAUCAUCAAACUGGCCUACGAGUCUGAUGGCAUCGUUGUGUCCAAUGACAACUACAGAGACCUGCAGAUAGAGAAGCCAGAGUGGAAGACGUUUAUAGAGGAAAGGCUGUUGAUGUACAGCUUUGCCAAUGACAAGUUCAUGCCUCCUGAUGAUCCUCUGGGAAGGAAUGGCCCAACGAUUGACAACUUUCUGAGAAUAAAGCAGUGGACCCCAGAAAACAAGAAGGAGCGUUGCCCAUAUGGGAAGAAGUGUACUUAUGGAGUGAAGUGCAAGUUCUACCACCCAGAGCGCUCCAACCAAUCGCAGCUGUCUGUAGCAGAUGAACUUAGAGCCAAGAGCAAACCUGCUGCUCAGACAGACAGGGAGUGGUCAUUUCUCCCCUCAGGCCUCGGCCAGGAGGGCCAUAUCUACACAUCCCUUUAUGAGCCGGAUCACACUACUAAUCAUCUACACAGAUAUCCUUCCACACCGCCUCACCUUAGAAAAAAUGAACAUUCCCAUUCCCACAGGGCUUUGCCAAGUGAUCAGUUCACCAGCCAGAGAGAAACAGGCAGCCCAGUUCUACAGCACAAAUCCAGCCACCACUUCUGCCCCAGCCCAGACACUGACGAGGCCUUUGGCUCCUUGGAGACCUCCCUGUCCGGACUAUAUGUCCAGGACCAGACAAACAACCCCAAGGGGCCCGGGGUGUCUUACACAUACAGCAGUGGGGUGGCCGGGUGCAGCCAGGGCAGUGGGGACGUCUACCCUUCCAGCACUUACAGCAGCCACAGUUACGGCAGCAACACACAGAGGCUCAGCCUGGGUGGUCCUUCCUCGGGAGUUCACUAUGCCCCCCAAAGACUGCUACAUUGUGGCUGUGACCACUCACAGAGCUGUGAGUGCAGCCAGUGCAUGUACGGCCACCAGCAUCUCCAGCCACAGCUAAGAAAGAGCUCCUAUGUUGUUCACAGUAACCCCAUCCAUUUCACCGAGCAGCAGUACUUUCAGAGUCCUCCCCCACAAAGGCAGAGUCACAGCCUCCCAGAACACAGCCUGGGACAGGGCCUCUCUGGCGAGAGAGUGGAGAUGACCAGGUCCAAUGGCGGUAAAGCUGCAGAUAGUGAGCAGAGGAGGAGUGUGAAGAACCAGCUCAGCACCCUCUUCCCCCCCAGCAUGGUAGACUAUGUGAUGAGUCUGUACCCACACACGCUCAACAAGUCAGAGCUGGUUCCUCUGAUCCAGAGGUUCAGAACCAGUCACGUUCCCUUCUAACGUGCAAGAUCUUUCUCUGUAAGCAUUAAACACAGUAGUUCCUCAGCAGACUAGAGACAAGCUUGAAAAUGUAGCAGUCUGUGCUGAAUUUCCUAUGUAUGUAUAUAGGUCAAGUGCAAUGCACUACCAUCUCCUGAAUGAUGCUAGUUCAUUUUGAAUCUAGCAUUGCCUUAAAGAGUAUCAAAGCAGCAUGUGUUGUUUUAACAUGUAGCCUCAAACUGAGGGAAGCUAUUUGACAAAAUGGGUGUUAACCUGUACGGUAUGCAGAAUAAUACUGUCCUUGUCAUUUGUUUGUUGUCCAUAUUAAAAAUAAGUC
Oncorhynchus mykiss (rainbow trout) is the source of this 2900-nucleotide messenger RNA. RefSeq names its product endoribonuclease ZC3H12A. Lineage: Eukaryota; Metazoa; Chordata; Actinopteri; Salmoniformes; Salmonidae. Gene Ontology annotation, molecular function: mRNA binding; metal ion binding; RNA endonuclease activity. Gene Ontology annotation, cellular component: nucleus; cytoplasmic ribonucleoprotein granule. The record is from RefSeq and is a predicted model, not a curated record.